AACCUGAAUUUAUGGCGAAAAAACCCGCUCCACCAUAAGACGAACUCCUGCUCCCUGAGACGCUAAAAGAUUCUAAACUUAAACUUCUCUUCGCUAGAACUUUACUUAACUCACGAACGAUGUGUUUCAGCACCUGCUGCUGCUGCACAUUUGUCGGUAAACCCUUAAUUUUUUACCGGUAAACCGCUUGUUUUCAGCUCUGCUCGUGUUUCCAGUCAGGCACCGCUCAGGACGCCUCUCUCGUCAGGCCAUUCUCCCGCCCUCACCCAUCACUGACCAAUCACAAAACUGCUAGAUCCAUUGCAGUGUUGUGAUUAGUCAAACCUCGAGAGAGGUGGGGGCUCAGCUCUGCAUAUGAUUGGCCCGUUCUGCUGUCAGUCACGUUGGCCCAGGCUGCUGUAUAAAAACGCGGGCUCCGUUUCAGAUCACGGUUACGAGGUUGCAGCUAGCAGCUAGCAGCUGAAGUUAUGACUGUCGAAGUCGUACGCACACGCUGAUACGUACGCAGAACUCAGCGCGGUCUCGUUGUCGUACACAGAGCGGUUUGUUCUUGGCUGUGUUUGUGGAGGGAUGCGUGUUAGCUAAGUGGUAGCUACUUCCUGCGUGUUAGCUGGACGGAGCUAGCGGUGAAGCUAACUGUUUACCUGUCAGCUUGAUGUAUUCAUGACAAAGCGCCGAGAUUGGUGGGGACCGCGGCAGGGGCGGGGCUUAGAUCGUUUUUAAGAUUAAGGGAUCUGUUUUCAGUGAUUGGCUGGUUGAUCCCCAGGUGGAAGAUGAUCAGGAUGUCACUGGACAAAGAGACCCUCCUUCCUCUCGAGGCGGCCAUCACAGUCAGCCCCGCCUUCUCCUCCACUGUCAGCCUAUCAGAGCAGCCGCCACUGACUAAGACCCACCCCUUCAUCCGCCCUAAAAACGGCCUCCAGCAGCCUGCAGGUCGCCAGCCCCCCCUCCCCUCUCAGCGAAUCGGGAAGAGGCGUUACUCGACGGGCGUCGGCUUCAAGGGCCCGGCAAAGCGCCGUCGCCGUGCCAACAGUGACAGCCAAUCAGAGCCCGUUCUGCCAAGUCACUUCCUGUUGGGAGGAAAUAUCUUCGACCCCCUGAACCUGAACUCUCUGCUGGAUGAAGACGUGAACAGGACGACCAAUCAGGAGACUCCAAAGUGCUCACCCCUGCCUUCACGGGGCGGAGACCCUGUAGAGAUCCUGGUUCCCCGUGACAUCACCGAUCCCCUGAACCUGAAGGGAGGUGGGGAGGAAGGGGAGGGAGCGGGGGGAGUCCUGCUGUCCCCCCUGAAGUCCAGGAAGAGGCACCGGAACCGACACCAUGGAGUCCCAGCAGACCGGGACGUGGUGCCGGCCCGACUGUUCCCCCCCACAGCUGGGCUCACAGUUCCCCUGUUGGCCAGAGAUGGCAGUGUUCCUCCGUCUCCUCUCCCCUGUGAACUCAACACGGCCAUCACUUGCAGAGAUGAUGUAGCCACGCCCCCUAUCCUACCCAGGAGGCACACCCAUCCUCCACCUGGCCCCGCCCACAAGCCUGGGAACCAGGGUGACGGUCGUCAUCGGAGACGGCGGCGCACCACCUCAGUGAGGUCAUCAGAUGGCACUGCAGGCGCUGUCACCAUGGCAGCCACGGCUCAGCCAACCAAAUUCCAGACACCGCUGGUAGGAGGGGCUAAAGCUGGCAGGUGUGGACCACAGCCCCGCUCUGCUCGGCCACCAGAAAGGAUCAAAGACAAACAGCGCUACCAGCAUGGCAGCCAUAGCCGUUACUAUGGUUACCACGGCUUCUAUGGCGACAGGUUGGAGGGGCGAGUUGGGGAGGAGAAGGACCCUCGGAUAGGACUCCUGGAAGCUGAUUGGUUCAGAGACAAGACGGUGUUGGAUGUGGGCUGCGGGGCGGGUCACAUGACCCUGACCAUAGCUCGGAUGUUCAACCCCGCCCACAUCCUGGGGGUGGAGCUAGACCAGCGGCUGGUUAAAGCCGCCAAGCAGAACAUCCGGCACUUCCUGUCACAUGACAUAGUGGUGGAGGAGAGGAAGAGGGCAAAGGUAGCGCUGCCUCCUGAUCUGCAGGGAGGGAGGGAACAGGAAGUGAUGCGGGAGGCCUUCCUGUCCCUCCCCUUGUCAUUCAGGGUGAGUCGGGGUCCUCUCUGUGCUCCUCCUCUCCUGCCUCCACGCUCCUCCUCCUCCAGGUUUCCAGACAACGUCACCUUCAUCCAGGGCGACUACGUGUCUGAGCUGGAGCCGUGGCCUGGGCGGGGUCGCUAUGAUGUCAUCAUGUGUCUGAGUGUGACCAAGUGGGUGCAGCUGCAGUCAGGUGACGGGGGUGUGGUCAGACUGUUUAGACGGGCCUAUCAGAGCCUGUCGUCGGGCGGAUUAUUCAUCCUGGAGCCGCAAGCAUGGAGCAGCUACAACCGCAGCAAGAGGGCCUCGGACACAACGUUUCGUCACUUCAGGAGUUUGAGGCUCAGACCUGAACAGUUCACCUCCUUCCUGACCGACAGCGUGGGCUUCAGCUCCUACAGACUGCUCAAACACACAGGUAACCAGCGGCCGAUCUACCUGUUCCACAAAGGCCCCACCCAGAGGAAGUGAGGUCACUACAGGAUUACAGUGGACACGCCCCCCUGUCAGGCAGCAGAGUCAUAUUGCCCAGGUGACGGUGAGGAGGGAGCUGAUGGUGGAUGAACAGACUCUUUGAUGAUGUCACUCCAGAGGAUGACAGACUGGAUCUGAUUGGACAGCAGGGCUCCUCCUGUGGACCUGAUUGGCUGACACAGCUCCGUAACGCCAAAGCAAAGGAUUGUGGGUGUUUGUAUUCCCGCUGCUUGUGGCCAAUGAAAUGCAGUCCCAGUGGGUGAUGUAAUCAAUUGAUCAGACUGAACCGAGCAUCAGUGUGUCUCCAGCAGCGUUUCUAUUGGCCGAUGGGUCACAUGACUGAUGGACAUCAAGCAGAAGCAGGAAACCCUCGUUAGGACAUGUCAGUCAUUAAGCCAAUCAUUGAUGGCCAGAGACACCAUGUGACUGUGCUCUCAUUGGCUGCUGGCUGGGCGUCUGUUGUCUUUUCUAGAUAUUGUUUCAUUCUUUCUGUUUGUUUUUCAGAAUAAAGAGAAUUUGUGUGUGCUUCA
Messenger RNA from Acanthochromis polyacanthus (spiny chromis), 3130 nucleotides. RefSeq names its product 7SK snRNA methylphosphate capping enzyme-like. The transcript has 9 exons. Lineage: Eukaryota; Metazoa; Chordata; Actinopteri; Pomacentridae. Gene Ontology annotation, molecular function: O-methyltransferase activity; rRNA (adenine-N6,N6-)-dimethyltransferase activity; snRNA binding. Bases 774 to 2597 code for a protein of 607 amino acids. The record is from RefSeq and is a predicted model, not a curated record. Gene Ontology annotation, biological process: rRNA modification; snRNA modification.